AUGUUGGCUGAAGAUAGUGGACUAGGGUGGCUGUCAAAGCCAAGUUUUCAAAGGCCGCAAGGUAAUAUGCGUAUGAAGCGUUGUCCACUGCAAACUGAUCGGUGCUGUUCGUUGUACUUCGACAAUCGCACCAAUGCGGCAUCGUGUUGGUUUGAGCUUGUUCAUGUAAGUUAUGAGCUUGUUCAUGUAGACAGUUACAUAACGUGUCAUACGGGUGUUGGUGGCAAAGACACAACCAUAUGCCCAAUGCCAGACAAUAUGUGUUGCGCAUUUUACUAUGACAAUGGCACUGAUGCGGGAAUGUGUUGGAACGAACUCGUUAGGGAGUCGUUAGUCUUACCGCAACGUGUCACAGAACAUCGCGCGACUAGAGUUUGUUGCCGACCGGACAUUUGCAACGAUGCCGAAUUCAUUGCAAAGAACAAAUUUAAAAUUGAACUGAUUUCACCCGAUGAACGAGAAGACAAGGCACAGCCAGUUUUUAAACAAAUGGAUCGUGAUCUCAUGAUCAAGCACAGAAUUAGAGCUGAGACUGUGGGCAAUCAAGGCAAUCAACAAACGUUUGCUGCGGAAUAUUUUGUACUGAUUCUUUUUGCGGUAUCCUCACUCGUCAUGACUUAG
Messenger RNA from Anisakis simplex (herring worm), 621 nucleotides. Lineage: Eukaryota; Metazoa; Nematoda; Chromadorea; Rhabditida; Anisakidae. The record is from the annotation of a GenBank genome assembly.